This is a messenger RNA of Phyllostomus hastatus (greater spear-nosed bat), 7792 nucleotides long. RefSeq names its product coiled-coil serine rich protein 2 (gene CCSER2). The transcript has 10 exons. Gene Ontology annotation, molecular function: microtubule binding. Bases 265 to 3405 code for a protein of 1046 amino acids. Gene Ontology annotation, cellular component: microtubule cytoskeleton. Gene Ontology annotation, biological process: microtubule bundle formation. The record is from RefSeq and is a predicted model, not a curated record. NCBI's taxonomy places the organism in Eukaryota, Metazoa, Chordata, Mammalia, Chiroptera, Phyllostomidae.
UGGAGUCGCGGCGGCGCCGCCGGCCUAGGGAGCGGGUGGGGUGGCUUUGGAGUUAGGCACUCCUCCUAGCUGCUGGCGCUAUGUUGGCUGCUGCGAAUCGGGCCCCACGGCUGGCUGGGAUGUGACAGGGGGUCCUUCCCCUUACCUGCGGUGCUUGGACCGUAGGUCGCUGGGUGAACCGAAGGUGGGCCGCGGCCGGCCGGCGAGGAAGAACGCGGCCGCACGAUUUUGUCGAAUUUUAAGAACAAAUGUACAUUAUAGCUCAUGGAAGAAAAAACACAAAUCAAGGCUUUUUUGGGUUCCAAGUUGCCAAAGUAUGGAACAAAAUCUGUAAGAAGUACACUGCAGCCAAUGUCAAGUGGGGCACCCGUUAAUUUAUUAGGAACUUCCAAGAGUAACAAUGUGAAAAGUUACAUAAAAAAUAAUGGCUCUGAUUGUCCAUCAUCUCAUCCAUUGAAUUGGAGACCGGCAACUAAAUACCAACUUAGUGCACAAAGUACUGAAGAGUCUAAUGAUACCCAAAGUUCACCUGAUAAAGUAAUUAAUCCUGAAAAACAUACACCUGCUCAAGGAAUGUUUGCUAAAAAUGGGAUAAAGGGAGGUUUGAAAAGUGUUUCUUUAUUCACAUCAAAGUUAGUAAAGCCAUCCACUAUGCUCUUAUCAUCUACAGAAGAGUUAAAACAAAAGUCUUUGCCAGGACCAUCUAAUUUGGGUAAAUUCACCAAAGGCACAUUAUUAGGAAGGACUUCAUAUUCUUCAAUCAGUGCUCCAAAAUCACAGCUGAAUGGAUUUUUUGGAAAUCGAUUGGCUGGUAGCAUACAAAGGCCUAGAGCAAACUCCUGUGCUACCAGAAGCAGUUCUGGAGAAAGUUUAGCACAAUCCCUAGACAAUAUUAAAUCUCUUACUUGUGAAAAAAUGGUAAGGUCACAGAGUUUUUCACAUUCCAUUCAGAAUUCAUUCCUUCCACCUUCAUCUAUAACCAGAUCACAUUCCUUCAAUAGAGCUGCAGAUCUUAGUAAGCCUUAUCAGAACCAACAGCUGCCCAUUAGAGUGCCUCUGAGGUCAACUGUGCUAACAAGAAACUCCCAGCAGUCAGAAGUAUUCAGUGGGAAUGAACUAGGGUAUGGAUUUAAUAGGCCUUAUGCUGCUACUGGAAAGAAGUUGGCGAUACCAAAUGGCCCAGGUAUAACUUCCACUUUGGGUUAUAGGAUGGCUCAUCCCCCUCUACUGAAAUCUAGUCGAUCUCCAUUUUCUGGGACUAUCACAGAAGAUGGUAACAAAAAUUCACCUGCUGGCACAUAUGUAAAGGAAGAUACUGUACUUCUGGCUAAGGACAGAGCUACUGACAAGGACCAAGAGCUAAUUGAAAAUGAUAAUUAUAGAACAGAAAAUGGUCAGACCAUGAAGCAUGAUGCUAAAAUUAGAUACUUGAGUGAUGAUGUGGAUGACAUUUCCUUGUCUUCUUUGUCAUCAUCUGAUAAGAAUGAUUUAAGUGAAGACUUCAGUGAUGAUUUUAUAGAUAUAGAGGAUUCUAACAGAACUCGAAUAACUCCAGAGGAAAUUUCUCUCAAAGAAGAAAAGCAUGAAAAUGUACCAUCAAAGGAUGUAUUUGAUUCCCCCAAGGAAAAUGAAAAAUCCAUCAGUAAAACUGAUGACUGGAUAGAUAUAAGUGUCUCUGAAAGGAGUGAAUGUACGAAACAUAAUUCUGGGAAUAACUUGAUUUCACCAGAUACAGACUACAGAGUUGGUUCUUCAUUUGAACUCUCUCCAUCUGAUAGCUCUGAUGGAACGUAUAUGUGGGAUGAAGAGGGCUUGGAGCCCAUUGGAAAUGUCCACCCAGUUGGGAGCUAUGAGUCCUCCGAAAUGAACAGCAUAGAUAUUCUGAAUAAUCUUGAAUCAUGUGACCUUGAGGAGGAUGACCUUAUGCUGGAUGUGGAUCUGCCUGAGGAUGCACCUCUUGAAAAUGUGGAGCGUGACAAUAUGAAUCGCUUUGAUCGAUCAGACAGAAGUGUCCGGCAGUCUCAGGAAGGAUUUUGGAAAAGGCCACCCCAGAGAUGGAGUGGACAAGAACAUUACCACCUCAGCCAUCCUGACCGCUAUCAUCACCAUGGAAAAAGUGACUUGAGCAGAGGCUCUCCCUACAGAGAAUCUCCUUUGGGUCAUUUUGAAAGCUAUGGAGGGACCCCCUUUUUCCAGGCUCAGAAGAUGUUUGUAGAUGUACCUGAAAACACAGUGAUACUGGAUGAGAUGACCCUCCGGCACAUGGUCCAGGAUUGUACUGCUGUAAAAACUCAGUUGCUCAAACUGAAACGUCUCCUGCACCAGCAUGAUGGAAGUGGUUCAUUGCAUGAUGUCCAGCUAUCAUUACCAUCUAGUCCAGAACCAGAAGAUGGUGAUCAAAUAUGUAAGAGUGAAGAUUUAUUAAAUGAAAUAAAACAACUUAAAGAGGAAAUAAAGAAAAAAGAUGAAAAAAUCCAACUAUUAGAACAUCAGCUUGCAACUCGAUGUAACUGUCACCACAAAUCUAAAGAGGAAAAAUGCACAUAUGUCGAUAAAUAUACUCAAACACCCUGGAGAAGAAUUCCUCCUCAAGUACUACAGCCUUCCAGCAGCCUUCCCAGACUCACAGACCACACCCAGGGAAAACUAAUAAAAUUGCAACAUACGGAGGACCACAGUGAAUGCACAACCCAGGGCAUACAUCAAGGUACUGCGCAUCUGGAUGAAAGCUUUACACAUAACUUGCAACAAGAAAGCAACAGUGGUGUGGAAGAUUGGCCUUUUUCCUCAAGCCCACAAUUCACUAAGGAUGUGGCUAAGAGUAUACCUUCAGAAGCAGACUUGAACACGACCAUGGAUGCUCAAGAGCCUUAUCAUUUGGCAAAUGAUCAAAUUAAUGACUUGCAGAUUGUACCCACUUCUCCUCAAACACUUACCCAGUCAAGUGCAGUCAACCAGGCUAAGAGAGUUGGAAGAAAUCAGUCUUCAUUGGAGGACUACACGUGUCAGCCCAAAUCCUUACAGCUUUUUAAGCCAUCCAUCUUAAAUUCUUUGGUACCUCCUUCAGUUUCUGAAUCAUCUUCCAGUAGGACUCCCACUUAUAGGAACUCACCAAUAAUUGCACCAUGUAAUUCAGCAAAACUUAAGCUAACAUCUAGUCAAACAAAUCUUGCAAACAAUCUAAGUCUAAAAGCAUCUAAGCUCCGCCCUCCUUCUAGCUCUUUCAAACAAAAACAAAUAAGCAACCCCCGACCAGAGGCUCAAAACUUUCAGGCCAAGACAAGCAUCCCAAGGCCACUAACAAAAAGAAAAGAGAUCAUGCAGAAUCCGAAUGGCAAUUUGAAUUCUGGGGAUUGUUUGGCUUCUAAUCGAUAUUCUCGUCUUCCUAAACCAAAGAUGCAUUAAGUACAUAGCCAUCACUUGCCAAUUUGUUGUUUUAAAAAACAAUCUGUUCUGUAAUAGCUUUACAUGCAGUUUGCUGCCAUGAUGGAGCUUGCAAAAUCUCAAAAAUUAAAAUAUAGAUCCUUCUACUAGUUUGGGCUUUUCCAUUUUAUAUACUGGUUGAAGUACAUAGCAUUUGAGUGUAUUUGUCUCAGGUAAACACAGAGUUUGCUUACCCAUCUCAGAGGCCUACAGACAGUUCUAAAUCAUGUUGUCCAUACCUUGGCACAUCAGAAAAUCUAUAAUAUUUCGCCUAGCAGGCAAGAAAUAUGCUUUGCUUAGUUAGUCCUUUUAAGGUCUUCAUUAAUUGUGGUUCUCAGAUCCUUUUUUUCACUUGUACCUCUUGUGAAUAUGGUAUUAUUUUAAAUAAAGAUUUGGUGAUAAUGGAAGAUGAUAGUCUGUAAGCAGAGUUCUGGCCAGUAGUUUGUAUAUUUAAAAAGUCUAUACAAAAGCUCUGUGAUAAAUAAAGGAGAUCAGGCCUUCAAUGGGAAGUCUACGUAAGUUUUCUUUUCCCUAGGAUCAGCAAACUACUCUCAGUGUUUAUUUACCAAAUAACCCAGGCUAAAAUAUUUCAUAUUAUAUAUAAAUCAUUUAUAUAUUACUUAAACAUUUUGUUUUAUACACACACACACCAUUGUGUUUCUUUUUGCUACUGGAUAAAUUUUGGGAAGCUUGAGAUAUAUCUUGAAACCCGUACCUAAAGCUGUAUUCAUUUACAACAUGUUGGUGCUAGAGUUUUGCUGGUAAUUUAGUUUUAAGCCCUACAGGCUUAUGGAUCCAUGAUAGCUGUUUCAGAGUUCCAUCGCAUAUAUAUUGUCUUUAUUGUAAUAUGUAUAUUUAUUUACUUUCUGCUAAUAUCUGAAGACUGGAAUAAUGGACUUGAAAUGUUUGCACAAAACUUUGAUGGGCUAUAAAUAUCUCAUAAAUAGGGAUUUAAGACUUUUCUGCAGCAAAACAAGUUAAAAUGUUUUGACAAUAAUUAUAAACUUAAGUAAGACUAUCUUGAAAGCUAGCUAUUCACAGUACUUUUGUUUUGCUGAGUUUUUCAGGUUUCCCUUUGUUGGUAUAUGUUUGAAUGACAGUUUCUUAAAAAGUAGAUUUUAGAAACAAACAGAGAGGGGAAAUUAUGUUUCAUUAAAAAGUAUUAAAAGAUAUUUCAAUGGCAGUAUGUUUAUUUAAUGUGCUAGGAAGGUAGCAGUGGAACCCCCAAGGGACCAGACAUACUAACCUAAUCAUGCUGCGGGCGCUCUUCAGAUGGUUCAGUAAAUUUGCCCUCCUGUUCUCUCAAAUCAUGUCCUCUUUCGGUUAUUCACCUGUUUCUGCUUUAAUUAGAAUUAUUGUCUUUCAAAGAGAUAUGCUUUUACAAUGUAAAUUUGUGAUCAGCUGACCUUAAAAAUGUAUCAAAAGGGUCUUUGGCCAAAACAUCACUCAAAUUUGUAGGGAUUCCUUUUGAAAAUGUACAUUGGUGAAAUUGUGUGCCCCCUUUUAGAGAAAUAACAGCAUGUGUUUUGCUGCACAAGUGGCAAACACAAGGCCUGUGGGCCGAAUGUGGCCCUCCACCUUGUUUUAUCCCGCCCAGCACUUUGUUUCUACCCGGCAGCAGCACUGAGCUCUUGCUUAACUGUUAAGGAGUAGUUACAUUUAUACAGUCCUAAAAUUACAUUUGGCCCUUUGAAAGCAACUGUGAGGCUGAUGUGGUCCCUGGUGAAAAUGAGUUUGAUACCCCUGUUUUACUGUAAAGUUCGAGAGGUGAUUACUACCAUUUAGAUGCAGUCUUCCCUUACCAUUAGAGUGAAUUUGCCAUUCACUGGUUACAAAUCAUUCUUGGAUUUGGUAACAGGAGAGCAUCAUAUUCUCAUUCGACAACACUUCUUCAAGAGAAGCACACUAGUUCAGAAAAUGUGUCACAUUGUCCAGAUACUGUUAGUAUAAAGUGACUAGACAUACCAGCAAAACUCCGGUUUGUUCAUAGAGACGACCAGUGAUGGCCGCAGCUCUAAGUGGGUACGUGUAGCCCUUCGUUUUGAAGGAGAAAGAAAAUUUUUAUCUUGCAGAUGGGAUGUUAUCACACUAUAUUUCUUUAAAGUAAAACAUCAACUGAUGAAUUAGGAGGGUUUUGAUUAAUUUAGAAGUUGAUAAGAGACUUUUCAGGCACAUCAUUAGAGGGCAGGGUUCUUUGGAAAAGACAAUCCUGGGAAACUAGAAGGCAACAGGAAAAGAGGAAGACCAGCUUAUGAGAUGGAUCGACUCUGUAAUGUAAGUGAUAGGCAUGAGUCCACAGGAGCUGAGCAGGACUGGUGAGGACAGGACAUUGCAGACGCCCCUCAUCCAAAGGGUUGCCAGGAGUUGGAGCUGACUUCACAGCUUGUAACACCUACACACAUAGACUGUAAAAUUAUUUACAAGUAAGCCUUUAUCUUUAAGGGAAAGUUUUAGUUUUCUACAUUAUUUUUAACUCCCUAGUCUGAGGUCUGAAGGAAAUGUCUUUGUCUAUUACAUAAAAAUAGUGACUUCUGCAAUUUGUUUAUUCUGAUAUUUUUCUUCUCUUUUUUCUCCCUGAUGAAUUUGCAGAAGUAUGAGUCAACCCAUGAGUUCAAGUUCUGUACCUUUGUUGAGCCUUAAUCUUAGUAGAAGGCUGAUCGAGAUAUAGAUAUCUAUAUAUCUAUAUAUCUAUAAAUCUAUAUAUAUGGGUUUUUUUAAGAGGAAAAAAAUCAGGAUGCUUUCACAAAACAACAAAGUAUUUGCCUGCAGUUUUCUUUAAAUACUGCAAGAAUAUUACGUUAGGCUGCUCCUUAUUAACCAUUAAAUCAGAAACGAGGUGAGGACGUAGCUUGCCUUAAUCUCUGUUUAGUGCUUCUGUAAAUCAGCUCUGUGUCAAAACCCCCUCUACAAGCACUCAGAUCACUUUUUCUUAGUUCUUGUGUUUUCAGUGAAGAUGGUUGUAGUAUAUGAAUUCCAAGUCCAGGAAAUUUUCUGGGGAUUGGUUAAGUUUCACAUUUGUGAAAGAGAGAAACACUCCUGUAGGUAGAAUGAUAUGUUUGGCUGUUAAUGGGAUGCCUAUCAAAUUCUUUAAAGAAAGCUUGGUCUAGGCCCCAAGGAGUUUAUCAGUACAGAUGCAGAUAAUUUUAAUGCAUUAAAGGAUUACAUCAUUUAGAUGUUAAAUCAUUUAGAAUGUUUAUAAUAAGGACUGAGACCCUCUAAUAAUUUUUCUUUUGAAUUCUCAUUUUAAUUUGUGCCAUGUUUUCAGGCAUAUGGACUACUAUUCAUUGUAUUUAUAUAGAUAUUAGGGAAUCUAUUAAGUAUUUUAACAAGUAAAAACCUGAAUAUGAAAGAAAAUACCAGAUUUGCACUUUAAAUGAGCUUAAUUGUUGGGAGCUGUGUCUAAAAUAUUGAAAUGCCUCCUGUUAGGUGUGGCUUUUUUGUUGCAAUAAAUUUCUAAUUGUUGCUGUUUGAAGUAUAGCCUUUCACAGAAUUAUAUUCUCAGCAUGUCACUUUUUCCAUUAAAGCACUACAUUCUUUGAAUGUUUCAUUGACCCCUUAAGUAUUUUACACAAUACAUCAAAGAGAACAUGAUCCUCCUAUAGCUGUAAGUUCUGAAUCUUCCUAUAGUGUAGAUGGUGGUACAGACACAGAGGUACACGUUUCAUUUCUGAGCAAAGUUGUCAUGAUGGUUUCCUGGUCUCUAGGGCACUGGGGAUAUAAUUUGGAAUCACCAAAUAGGCUUGCAAUGAAGAUCAACAAGACUGCAGCACAUUUUAGUUUACUCUCAAACUUAUACAGUAGUUUUCAUGUUUAUAAAUUAGGGUGGUUAUGUUUGCAUGCUUAUGCACACAUUUGAAAAUUAAUUAUAGCUGUAAUCCAAAUACCUGAUACUUUCCUUUGGUACGAUGGCCUUGCUAUUUUUCUUAAUUCUGAUGCUUGGAUUAGAUUGUUCUAAUUUUCUUUCCACACCUCCCUUCAAUUUUUCUGCUGCAGUAAUUUGAAAGAAUAUGUAUAAAUAAAUUAUUGUGAUGGUGGGCACCAGUCUACAACUAUGCUGUUAACUAAAGAUACAUCUUAUGUUUUAAUGCUGAUAGGGAAAAGCUAUCCAUUUUCUCCUUAGUAAAGCAUUGCCAUAACAAAAUAAUACUGACCCUAAGAAUUUAAAGCCUCUAAGUCAUUACUAACUAAAAACAGAAAACACCACAGUCUUUAAUACCUGCAAUAUUUUUUCCCCAUGGAUUUAAAAAACCAGUUCAGAGUAAAUACUGUAUAUUAGAAUUUGCUUGUAAAAUGAAUUAUAAGAACUGAAUGUAAAGUCUUUUUCCUCAGAAUGUUGCAUAGUAAAUAAAAAUAAAGUCCAUAAUUAUAA